AUGUCGCAAAACGAGCCGUUGUCCAGAGAUAUAUGCGAGCAGCUCAUGACUUGCGUCAUGCACCAAGCUCUCUACUGGCUCGGUUACGUUAGCCAAGAAGACAUUCUGCAGGACUACUUCCUCUCUCUCCCGAUCGAUGUUGAGAACCAAAAGUUGGAGGAGCUAGCAAACGCGCCCGCCUACCAAAUCGUCGGAAGGCUGGAGCACCUAGGCCUGGAGGCCGAGAAGCUCAGGACCGGCAGUCCUCGAGAGCAAAACGAUUCGCGGAAUGCGCGAGAUUCGGCAACUUGCGAUGGCUUAGAGGACCAUGGCCAGACCCGGGCCCGUGCAGAGGACAGCGCCAUGGCCAUGACUCGCCCGGACUCGUCAUCCUCUCUUUUUCGCGUCAUACCCACCAGCUGGCCUCAUCAGACACCACCUGCUGCGGGCUCGGCGAGCGGCAACGACGCGCCCGCCGAGCAGCCGAGCAAUGAAACGCGCCCCGACGUCAACAGCGAGUUUCGCAAGCAGGUUCUCGUCCUUGUUCGCAAAGUGGGUGCCGAGUUCAUCCGGCGGUGCGAAGGGACCAAGGCCAAGCAGAUUGAAGGCUAUGGCCACGACAUAGAACAGCAGUCGUAUAACGACGUCAAGACGGCCUUGUUGCGUGGCGAGAUGAGUCCCAAGGUGAGCUACGACUGGAUUCGCAAUAUUGACGAGGAUGACGAGUAA
Pyricularia pennisetigena is the source of this 708-nucleotide messenger RNA. RefSeq lists its product as uncharacterized. Lineage: Eukaryota; Fungi; Ascomycota; Sordariomycetes; Magnaporthales; Pyriculariaceae. The transcript has a single exon. The record is from RefSeq and is a predicted model, not a curated record. Bases 1 to 708 code for a protein of 235 amino acids.